AUGGAGACUUCUACAUUUAUAUUCACUGACUGGGAGGAUCAGGAACUGCGCCUAAAAGCAGGGGACCAUAUGAUCAACACCAACUGCUCUGCUGUCCACACCCGCCAAGCUCUCUGCUGCAAGAUGUCUGUGGAAUAUGAUAAAUUCCUAGAAUCUGGGCAAAAGUGGUUUUGCCACGUGGACGAUGAUAACUAUGUGAAUCCACGGACUCUCCUGCAUCUCUUAUCUGCCUUCUCACACAGCCAGGAUGUUUAUGUGGGGCGACCAAGUCUGGACCACCCCAUUGAAGCAGCUGACCACGGUCAAAGUGACGGAUCAACGACUGUGAAAUUCUGGUUUGCCACGGGUGGAGCGGGAUUCUGUAUCAGCAGAGGUCUUGCCCUGAAGAUGAGUCCCUGGGCUAGCCUAGGUAAUUUCAUCAGUACCGCAGAAAGAGUGCGUCUUCCCGAUGACUGCACUAUUGGCUACAUCAUUGAAGGGCUGCUGGAGGUGAAGCUGCGGCACAGCCCGUUGUUUCACUCACAUCUGGAAAAUCUGCAGAAGCUACAAGGCGAAUCUGUGCUGCAGCAGGUAACUCUGAGUUAUGGGGACCCUGAGAACAAACACAAUGUGGUGAGUGUAGGAGGAGUGUUUGGCCUGCAGCAAGAUCCAACUCGGUGAGUGUCAUCUUCCAAAGUAAGAUCUUCCUGCUCUGUUUAUGUUUAUCAACUGCA
Messenger RNA from Tinamus guttatus (white-throated tinamou), 713 nucleotides. The record is from RefSeq and is a predicted model, not a curated record. NCBI's taxonomy places the organism in Eukaryota, Metazoa, Chordata, Aves, Tinamiformes, Tinamidae.